AUGUUGAUGACGUAUUGGAUGUUUCAUCUAUGCUUCACGCUUCCUCCCACCUUGACUCUUUUUGGAGUAUUAAGACCGAUCUUAUCACCUGCUGAUAGCUUCAGGUACUCGUUCUUAACUGUCGUGGCUGUCUUAUACACCUUACCAUGGGAUAGCUACAUCAUUCAUCACAAAGCUUGGACUUAUGCUCCAUGGGCUGUUACUGCAACUAUCUUUGGUGUACCAAUCGAAGAAGUUUUCUUUUUUAUAAUUCAAACCUUCUUAACUGGAUAUCUAUAUAACAUCUUUACAUUUCCAAUCUUACCAUCUUUAUAUCUUUUACCAAAACCGAAUUCAUUUCCAAUUAAAUAUCCUAAACUUUGGUCAUUUUUAAGAUGGUCACCUACUUAUCUUUUUGGAGGAUUUUCAAUCUUAUCUUGGUUUAAAUCUAAACCCAACACUCAUGAGUUUUAUAUUACUUGUAUUGGUUUUUGGGCUUUACCUGUUUGUUGUUUUCUUUGGACAAUAGCAGGUGAUCAUAUCUUAUUAAGACCAACUUCUAUUAUUUAUUCAAUCUUAUUACCAACACUUUAUCUUUGUGCUAUUGAUAUAAUUGCUUUACGUAGAGGGAUUUGGUCGAUUUCGAUUCCUACUAGUUUAGGUAUCUUCGUUUGGCCUGAUUUACCAAUCGAAGAAGCUUUUUUCUUUUUGAUUACCAAUACGAUCUUAGUUUUUGGUUUAGCUGCAUUUGAAAAGAUUGAAGCUAUCAUUAAUACUUGGCCUGAACUUGUUUCAUCAUCAUCAUCAUCAUCAAGACAUCAUUCACAAUCUAAUCAACCAUUCUCACUAGAAUAUGUUUAUAAACUUUUUAAAUCGACUAGAAUAGCCAUCGAUUUACCAAAUCUUAUAAACCAUCAUCAAAAUCCUAAACUAUCAAAUCGUAUUCAUCAAUUAUCUCAUACUUCUGAUCUCUUACGUAAAGCUUCGAAAAGUUUUUAUUCUGCUAGUUUAGUCUUUUCGAAUUAUCAAUCGAUUCGAUCUAAAUUUAUUAUUCUUUAUGGGUUUUGUAGAGAAACAGAUGAUUUGAUUGAUAAUGCUAUAGAUUUAAAAUCAGCCAAAGAAUCGGUUUUGGUUUGUAGAUCAUUUUUAAAUUUACUUUGGCCCGAAGAAGAAGAACAAAAAGAAGAAGGAAAAGAAGAAAAAGAAACAUCGAAAAAAGUCAUUAAAGCGAAUCAUGAAGUUAAAUCUCAAGAAGUUAAACCAAUAGAUUUUGAAAAGAAAUUAAAUCAGUUUAUAGAAGAAAAAGUCCCGAUUCAUGCCAGACCGACGUUUUAUUUAUUUUCAACUUUAAAAGACGAAUUACGUAGACAACCAUUCGAUGAAUUGAUCAAUGGAUAUUCAUAUGAUGCAUUAGAAUUUCAACAAAAGACCAUUGAAUCAGAAGCCGAUUUAAUCCAAUAUUCUAGAUGGGUAGCCGGUUCAGUUGGAGAGAUGUGUGUAGAUUUAAUGUUAAAGAUUUCCAUGACAUCCAAACCAAACCCAACUCUUAAAUCUAUCUUAAGUGCUUCAAAUGAUAUGGGUGUUGCAUUACAAUUAGUUAAUAUUGCAAGAGAUAUAAAAGAAGAUGCCAAGAAUGGUCGAAUUUAUUUACCGACUUGUUGGUUUAAAUCUUCAGAUGAACCUUUAAAACCACUUCAUUUAGAAUUACUUAAAUCAGCUCAAUCAGAUCAAUUAAAUCAAUUCCCUUAUGCAAUUGCUGCAGAGAAAUUACUUUUAUUAGCUAAAGAUUAUCAAUUAAAAUCUAAGUUUGCUAUAGAUAAUUUACCUAAAUCUUUUAGACCGGGUGUUAGAGCUGCAACUGAAGUUUAUCUUGAAAUAGGUCAUAAACUUAAAUCCACUUUCAAUAAUUCUUAUUCUCAAUGGAAUGGUGAAAGAGUUUAUUUAACUAAACUUCAUAGAGCCUUGAUUGUUGCUCGUGAGAUUUGGGGUUUACCAAAGUUUUAA
Melampsora larici-populina 98AG31 is the source of this 1983-nucleotide messenger RNA. RefSeq lists its product as uncharacterized. The transcript is spliced from 3 exons. Gene Ontology annotation, biological process: biosynthetic process. The coding region runs from base 1 to 1983 and encodes 660 amino acids. Lineage: Eukaryota; Fungi; Basidiomycota; Pucciniomycetes; Pucciniales; Melampsoraceae. The record is from RefSeq and is a predicted model, not a curated record. Gene Ontology annotation, molecular function: geranylgeranyl diphosphate synthase activity; intramolecular lyase activity.